AUGGCAGCCCUAAGGCCAUUAGAGUUAUCCAAGAAGAUAGUGCGUAACUUCAUUGGUCUGGCUAACACAGAUCCGUUGCCCCACCUUCCUAACCGAUCAUCCAUGACUGUUAUGCUAUGGAACUGUCGGGGAACCGGCAACAAAAUUUUUAGGAAAAACUUUAGAGAACUCGUUAGAGUUCAUCGGCCAAAUGUGGUUGCUCUUUUUGAAACCAAAGUCCCUUUCAGCUCAAUGGGUCUCUUCUUUAACCACUUGGGGUUUACUGCCUCUACCUUUGUUGAUCCUGUUAGACAAGUAGGAGGUAUAUGGUUGAUUUGUGACCCUACACAAGUCUCAGUCAGUGCCCAUAUUGCCAACUCUCAAGUUAUUCAGGCUACUGUGAAAAGAGAGAACUAUGAAGAGUGGGUGCUAGCUGUAGUCUAUGCUAGUCUAAAUCCUGUUAGGCGUCAAAAUCUCUGGAAUGACCUUGAAUCCUGUUGGACAAGUAGGAGAGAGAACUAUGAAGAGUGGGUGCUAGCUGUAGUCUAUGCUAGUCCAAAUCCUGGUAGGCGUCAAAAUCUCUGGAAUGACCUUGAAGACUUUUCAAACUCCAUGUUUAACCCUUGGCUUGUGGCGGGAGAUUUUAAUAAUGUCAUGGGGCAGAAUGAAAUGAGAAGUUUCACACAGAAUAAUCAACAUAACCGUUGCAGAAAGUUUCUCGAUAACAUUAACCAUUGUGGGCUUAUGAACCUAGGUUGCACGGGGCCGAAAUUUACUUGGUCAAACAACAGGCAGGGAUUGGCUAAUACUAUGGAAAGGUUGGAUCGAGCUCUGUGUAAUGCGGAAUGGAGGAUCAUCUUUCUCGAAGGAGCAGUCCAAAAUCUUCCUCGUACAUACUCGGAUCAUUCACCUCUUAUGGUCUACACUGAAGGUAUAACUAAACUCUCCCCUAUAAAUCGCCCUUUUCAUUUUGAAGCAGCUUGGUUAUCACAUCCUAGUUAUAAAGAUAUUGUCAAUUUGUCUUGGAAUCAUGAAUCUUUUCUUCAAGAGAACCUGAGUUCUCUUGCUACUAACUCUCUUGUUUGGAACAAAGAUGUGUUUGGAAAUAUUUUUAAAAGGAAAAGAUGGUUGUUAUCUCGAAUUGAGGGAAUCCAAAAAGCUCAACAUUUCUCCUCCUCUCAUAACCUCUUUUUGUUAGAGAAAGAUCUUAUCAGUCAAUAUAACAAAACUCUCUUUCAAGAAGAAGUUUUGUGGUUUCAAAAAUCUAGGGCUAAUUGGAUUACUCAAGAUCACAUCCAAAAUUAUUUCAUUUCUUUACUUAACAAUGAACCUGUUGAUGUCCUUGACCAUUGGUGUAAUAUUGCUACACAUAAAUUUUCACAUGAUGAGAAUAAAUUAUUGUUGAGAAACAUUACCAAAGAAGAGAUUUGGGAGGCCGUCAAGAAUAUUAAUUCGUUCAAGGCCCCAGGAAGAGAUGGGUUUCAAGCCAUAUUUUACCAAAAAUUUUGGGAUGUGAUUUCGACCAAUGUUUGUGGUUUCAUCAAAAACUGUUUUCAAGAGAAACAUAUACCUCCCGUUGUAAACCAAACCCUUAUUGCCCUCAUUCCCAAGACUAAUAUCCCUGAGAAUAUUACGCAGUUUCAUCCUAUUAGCAUGUGUAAUGUCUCGUACAAAAUUUUGUCUAAAUUAUUGGUUAACCGCAUACGCCCCCUCCUUAAUGAUCUUGUUAGCCCCAAUCAAAGUAGCUUCAUUCCUAAUAGAGCCACUCAUGACAAUAUCAUCAUUACACAACAGUUGAUUCAUACUCUUAGGCACAAGAAAGGGAAAUAUGGUGGUCUUGUUAUCAAAAUCGACCUUGAAAAGGUUUAUGACAAAUUAUCUUGGGAUUUUUUGAGAGCAACUCUUGAAGAGUUCAAUCUUAACCAACAUUGGAUAGAUCUUAUAAUGUCUUGUGUUGCUUUUGUCAGUUUCUCCAUUUUAUGGAAUGGGGAAACUAUGAACAAUUUCAGUCCUGGUAGAGGAUUGAGGCAAGGAGACCCGCUUUCACCAUAUUUGUUUGUGUUAUGCAUGGAAAGGUUGUCUAACAUGAUCAAAGUGCAGGUUGAGAAAGGAAAGUGGAAAGGGCUUAAAGCUUCUAAUAAUAGCCCUCCAGUCUUACAUUUGUUCUUUGCUGACGACCUCCUUCUUUUUGCGAAAGCUGACCAAUCAAAUUGUGAUAUAAUCAUGGAAACUAUGAGUGAGUUUUGUUGCAUAUCAAGGCAGAGAAUCAACCUGAAGAAAUCCAAGAUGUUCAUUUCCCCAAACGUCAAUAGGAAUUUAGCUAAGGAGCUUAGUCAAUAG
This is a messenger RNA of Camellia sinensis, 2319 nucleotides long. Lineage: Eukaryota; Viridiplantae; Streptophyta; Magnoliopsida; Ericales; Theaceae. The record is from RefSeq and is a predicted model, not a curated record.